This is a messenger RNA of Gossypium raimondii (Peruvian cotton), 1251 nucleotides long. Its product is annotated as ran-binding protein 1 homolog a. The coding region runs from base 108 to 767 and encodes 219 amino acids. Gene Ontology annotation, molecular function: GTPase activator activity. The transcript has 4 exons. Gene Ontology annotation, cellular component: nuclear pore; cytoplasm. Gene Ontology annotation, biological process: nucleocytoplasmic transport. Lineage: Eukaryota; Viridiplantae; Streptophyta; Magnoliopsida; Malvales; Malvaceae. The record is from RefSeq and is a predicted model, not a curated record.
ACACUCGCUCUUCCGUACUCCUCGUUUUAUAAAAACCCUAAACCGCCUGAUAUUUAUCUCUUACAACGAAAAACCCCAAACGCCUCACUCUUAAGAAAAAAACAGUUAUGGCAAGCAAAGAACCCGAACACGAGCACAGAGAAGAUCAAGAAGCUCCUGCCGCCGAGGAUGAAGACACUGGAGCUCAAGUCGCCCCUAUUGUCAAGUUAGAGGAAGUCGCUGUCAGUACAGGCGAGGAAAACGAAGAUCCGAUCCUUGAUCUGAAGUCGAAGCUGUAUCGAUUUGAUAAAGAAGGGAAUCAAUGGAAAGAGAGAGGUGCUGGUACUGUGAAGCUGUUGAAGCACAAAGAGACUGGAAAAGUUCGCCUUGUUAUGAGGCAAUCUAAGACUCUCAAGAUCUGCGCCAAUCAUCUAGUGUUGCCGACAAUGACGGUGCAAGAGCACGCUGGGAAUGAUAAAUCUUGCUUAUGGCACGCCUCUGAUUAUGCAGAUGGUGAAUUGAAAGAUGAACUUUUCUGCAUUCGUUUUGCAUCAGUGGAAAAUUGCAAAACCUUUAUGCAAAUGUUCCAAGAAGUUGCUGAAUCACAAAAACCAAAAGAGGAAAACAAGGAUGCAUCUGAUGCUGCUGGACAACUUGAGAAGUUGAGCUUUCAAGAGAAAGCUGGAGAGGAGAAGGCUGUUGCUAAGCAGGAAGAGAAGGAAACAAAAGUGGAUACAGAAAAAGCAGAUACAGAGAAGAAAGAUGGGGAGCCAGCUUCCUCCACUUGAAAAGAGUUUGGCUCUGUUCUUCAUGCCAUUGGCUUUUGGCGAAUAUGGUGAGAUUAGUCAGCUGAUCAACCUCCUCACCCAUGUCUAGGAUAUUUCUACGGGUGAAAUUAGAUGGGUAGUCUAUGGGUUGGAAUGGUCGAGGUCGUUUGUGCCCUUAGGUUUGGGUGUUUGUCAAGGGUUGGUCUACCCCGAGUCAUGUCAGUUAUGUUUGCAUGGUUAGAGUUGCGUUUGGGAUUUGAGUAGUGUCAGACAUGGUUCAUUUGAUUGCGUUUUUCCUGGCAGUAACCACUGUGUUGAAGUUAUCUUGCUGCUCAGCCCAUGCAUUGAAAGAGUUCUUGUUAUAGACAAGCUUUUUUUUUUUUUUUACUUGGGGUUUAAAUUUUUUUGUAUUUGGUAUCUUUAUGUUUCAAGGGAAGAAGGUUUGGGUGAAAAGGAAGUUGGUUUUGCCAGAUUUGGCUAUAUAAUUCAGAUAUGCUAGUUUUAA